AUGGACGCUGCUCCGGUGUUUUGUACCAUUUUUUAAAUAUGCCAGACAGAGGACACCUUUGCUCAUUUGCAGCAGACAAACCUACGGGCGACGAUGGAAACCGGUAGAGCAGGGCUUUGGUGUAGUAGCACCUCCACUGCGUCGCGUGAGCGUCGUGUAAGUUUGUAGAAAGGGGCGGUACCGAUGUGCUACGCCGCAAACGAGAGCGACCGGAGAACCGGAGGAUGGAGGAGCAGACGGAGCGCAGCUGCACGCGGAAGGCGAUAUGAUGUUUUAGGAGCGGUGCGGGCUCGGUGAAGCUGAACUUGUCGUUUUGGCCACUUUUGGUCAUCAAAUAGAAAGAUGGCGCCGUCGGGCUCGCGUAGCGUUGACUGCUGGACAGUUUUAUACUGGAUCCCGGUGCUGUUCAUCAGCGCGAUCGUGGCAUGGUCCUACUACGCUUAUGUAGUGCAGCUCUGCAUAGAAACCAUCGAAAACAUGGGAGAGAAAAUAGUUUACCUCCUGGUAUAUCAUGUGCUUUUCAUCAUGUUCUCGUGGUCAUACUGGCAAACCAUCUUCACUAAACCUAUGAACCCGCUCAAAGAGUUCCACCUGUCACAUUCUGACAAAGAGCUAUUAGAGCGUGAAGAUCGGAGAGAAUCUCAACAGGAGAUCUUGAGGAGAAUUGCUAAGGACUUGCCCAUUUACACACGCACUAUGUCUGGAGCUAUCCGCUACUGUGAUCGCUGUCUGCUGCUGAAGCCUGAUCGAUGUCAUCAUUGCUCUGCCUGUGAUAUGUGCAUUUUAAAGAUGGAUCACCAUUGUCCGUGGGUGAACAAUUGCGUGGGCUUCGCCAACUACAAGUUUUUCAUGCUCUUCCUAGCAUAUUCUUUGCUGUAUUGCCUCUUCGUCACUGCCACAGACUUGCAGUAUUUCAUUCAGUUCUGGACGAACGGUCUGCCCGACACCCAAGCCAAGUUUCACAUCAUGUUCCUGUUUUUCGCUGCCUCCACGUUCUCAGUGAGCCUAGCGUUUUUGUUUGCUUAUCACUGCUGGCUUGUCUGCAAGAACAGAUCCACCUUGGAGGCUUUCAGGGCACCUGCAUUCCAGCACGGACCAGACAAGAACGGCUUCAGUUUAGGAAUAACCAAAAACUUUCGCCAAGUGUUCGGAGAUGAAAAGAAAUACUGGCUGUUGCCUGUUUUUUCAAGUCUGGGCGACGGCUGUUCAUUCCCCACAUGUCUAGUGAACGUAGACCCCGAACAACCCUCCUCACCCUCUGGACGCAACCCUUCAAUCAAAAGUGUUGGAGAUUCCCAUCAGUUUCCACCUAAACCUCUGAGAGAGUCUCAGAGCCGACUGCUGAAUAACGGACAGUCAGAGGGAAGUGAAGACAGAGACAAAAGAGGUACAAGCAACCCAGCCUUGACUAUCGAGAAGGAAACUUAGGAGCUUGUUAAUGAAACAGGGGUUUUGUGCUCGUGAUGUCUGUUGUCAGUGGAAGAGAAAGGACGUCUCCACUGCUCUUGCACAGACAUGCACUGCCCAUCUACUCUCUACCUAAUGAGUUACAAUCAUUCACAAGAGCUGACAGUGCAGGAGUAUGCUGUGUACUGUACAUACAUGAAGGGCCAGCCUCUCGUCCUUCUCGCAAACCGUAUGGCUAUCUCAACGUGCCUAAAGAUGCCCACAGAUGUGGCUGAACAUUUGGUAACAUUACCGUGGUUCCUGCAAGACCCACAUUUUCAAACGCGUAGAAGUUUGUACGGUAAAUGCCUUGAAUAUAGCUUGCGCGGCGUAGGCAGUGCUGAAGAAGGUGGCGUUUUUUUGUUAGUCUGGAAAAUGUGAAGUAUUUAUGCAUGCUGUGUGAUGGUGGUAUGUAGUCGUUUGUCAUGUUUGAAAUGUGAACAACGAAAAGCCCAAGUGCUUUUGCACUAGACUUCGACAAAUUUGACCGUUUUUUGAUCUUGCAUCGUUGAAAUGCAGCAGCAUCUCUUAUUUUAUUCAUUACCACACAGAUGCGCAUCAUGACUAUAAUCUGUUUUAUUUGACAAAGUGUCAGCGAGGAUCUUGUCCAUAACAUUUAAGUCUGGAUCCCAGCCGUCAUGAAUUUUGCAAAGGGUCAUACACAGGCAAAAUGACUGAUGUAGCAAAUUUUUUUGGCCAUUUUUAGCGCUGGAUAUUCAGACAAAAACACUGUUUAUUCACUUUUUUACCUGACAAGCACAGGGAAGACAAAAAUACUCUAUAUGCACUUUGAACAGCGCUUAAAGCUGCAAAUUAUUUCAGUUUUUAAAUCGUUUUUGUCCUGAUGUUUUCUUGAUGGUUCUGUCUAAUCAAGUAUGCAAAGUAUAUAAUGCAUUGUGUUAACUCCGUGCACAUUCUUGCACUGCAACCGCAGAGAAUAUUUCUUUAAUAAAGGUCCGUAUAUUUGAUUAUUUGAAACAUACUUUCCAUUACCCUGUUUGCACAAUUAAUGCAAAACUUUAAUAAAGAUGUGCUUUUGUAUCACAUCUGAUUUAUCCAAGGGCUCUGAUAACGUACUUACUACCAUAUUUCCGAUCUCAGUUUGAUUCAGCAGUUAUUGCAUGUAAACGUAAACGUACUUGUACUUGAUUUUGACUGAGGCGUGAACAAAACCUCAGAAAUGCCAAGACUUGUGGUGUGUAGUCCGUUUUGUAGUUUUUAUGGAAAAUGUCCGUUUAUUUUGUGAUUAGGUUCACACACCACAUAAAAAGAAACUGUGAUACAAGAUUUCUACUGGUUCUUGCUUUUGUGUACGUAGACCAGCUGAUUGUUGUUGCUGCUUUUGUUCUUUUUGAGAGUAUGUAAAGUUCUGCUGGCUAUCUGUGUGUUGGUAGCUUGAUGUGUUCUCAUAUAAAGUCAGACUGUGUAUGAUAAUGCCAUUGAAUGAUAUGCCUUGAGUGUUACUGUAAGAGAAAUAAAGUGAUAUUUUAUUAAGUGCUA
Puntigrus tetrazona (Sumatra barb) is the source of this 2946-nucleotide messenger RNA. It is a transcript of the gene zdhhc2, whose product is annotated as zinc finger DHHC-type palmitoyltransferase 2. The transcript is spliced from 13 exons. The coding region runs from base 343 to 1428 and encodes 361 amino acids. Gene Ontology annotation, biological process: peptidyl-L-cysteine S-palmitoylation; protein targeting to membrane. The record is from RefSeq and is a predicted model, not a curated record. Lineage: Eukaryota; Metazoa; Chordata; Actinopteri; Cypriniformes; Cyprinidae. Gene Ontology annotation, molecular function: protein-cysteine S-palmitoyltransferase activity. Gene Ontology annotation, cellular component: Golgi apparatus; endoplasmic reticulum.